AUGGCCGACUCGGGGGACGAGGCGGAGCGCCGCCGCCGCACCAGAUCUGACGCCGCGCGCAAGCGGGGGGCGCGUCGGGAGCCGGAGGAGGCCGUGCCCGAUGCGCCGCCGCGCCGAAGCGUCAUCGGACCCGAGGACUACCUCCCACCGGGGCAGGAGGAGCUCCUCGAGCGCGUCGUCCUCGAGCGGUCGGCGAGGGAUCAGGAGGAGAUGGAGGAGCGCAUCCGGCGCGAGCUCGAGUACGAGCGGCUCUUCCUCGAGACGGGCCUCACGGCAUCGCAGGCGCAUGCAUCGAAGGAGGCCGACCUGCGCGUGAUGAAGGAGGAGCAGGCAAAGCUCUUCGUCGACCUCGACCCCGACUCCUCCGACUCCGACUAA
Aegilops tauschii subsp. strangulata is the source of this 378-nucleotide messenger RNA. The record is from RefSeq and is a predicted model, not a curated record. NCBI's taxonomy places the organism in Eukaryota, Viridiplantae, Streptophyta, Magnoliopsida, Poales, Poaceae.